This is a messenger RNA of Spizellomyces punctatus DAOM BR117, 1353 nucleotides long. RefSeq lists its product as uncharacterized. The record is from RefSeq and is a predicted model, not a curated record. The coding region runs from base 1 to 1353 and encodes 450 amino acids. Lineage: Eukaryota; Fungi; Chytridiomycota; Chytridiomycetes; Spizellomycetales; Spizellomycetaceae. The transcript has a single exon.
AUGUCACCUAUGAGCAAUAUGUUUGUUAUGGGAGAUGAUGUAAAUGGAUUUGUUCUCGAAAAUGAUACUACAGUCCGAAGUAUCUUGAACAUUGUUGACUACGCACCAGACAUAUCAGCACUACAAGCGAACGUCUCUACAUUGCAAGGGAACGUCUCUACAUUACAAGCGAAUGUCUCUACAUUACAAUCGAGUAUCUCAACAAAACAAGAUGUUCUCACAAACAGUAGUCCAUUAUCGGUGGCAGCCAUCAUUUCCAACGAUACCGCUGAUUCAACAUCACCCAUCACUGGAGCACUUCAAGUGAAGGGUGGAGCAGGAAUCGCUAAGAAACUAUGGGUUUCUGGUGCACAAAUGACCGUCCAAAAUACUAACUAUAGUGUUGGACAAACCAAUACCCUCAUGUUUUCACACGCAACGCAAAAUAUAUGUUCUAUACAAUCCUAUUUGCCUGGUAGUAACAAUGUAGACCUGAAUUUCUAUGUCGGACAAAACAACGCAUCUAUUCAAAGUAUGUCGCUUAAUGGAGCAACCGGAAAUGCUUAUUUUGAUAGAGAUGUCAUCAUCGGAAACACCAGUGUAAAUGCUUUAAGAAGCAUUCAGGUCAAGAAUGUAGACACAGGAACAAAUGCUUGUUCGAUUUUGUAUCUAACUGCAUCCGGUGGUUCGUCUGUUCUUUUUAUGAAUGGAAGUAAUCGUUCAGUUGAUGGAGCGCAGAAUUGUUUGACUCUUCGUAAUGACGUGGGUGCCUUGCGCCUUCAAUCUCAGGGAGCAAAAGGUAUUUACGUUUAUCCUAACACAGGUAAUGUCGUUGUUGAAAGCACCACUCCAGCGUUAUUGAGUACAACUGGCGCUUUGGUGGUUGCAGGUGGACUUGCGGUCGGUGCCCAUGUCGUAUCAGGUGGAAACCUUUAUGCAAAUACAGCGGUCUACGCUAAUGGACAAAAAUGUGCGACUGAACAAUGGGUCUCUACACAAGUACAAGCCUUCCCUAAGAUUCAGGUGUUCAAGAUGCUAACUAAAGAUGUAAUCACAACUGGUAGCGGAACAAAGACAUUCUAUGUUUCUACAGCCGGCCGGGCAUUGAUACGCUAUACCAUCAACUUGCAUGGCACCAAUAAUGCAGGAGGAACGCUCAAUGUGUAUCUAGGAACUAAUGCCGGUUCGAUGCCGUCAGUCUUUUCCAGUGAUUUUAACUAUAAUGCUGGAGUGAACAGAACAAUUUAUGCCUCAUUCAUCGUGUCGGGUUUAGUUCCUGAUGUAGCAUAUUUUACCAAUUUUUCAGCAGUAAAUGCAGCACCGGACAUAAGUGCAGACGUAACAAUUAUAGAGAUUACGGAACUUGGUGCUUAG